AUGCCAACUCGCAACGAGGUGUCCUGGAAUGCCAUCAUCCAAGCGACUGCCCAGAAUGGGCAUCCGGACGACGCGAAGUACAUGUUUGACAAGAUGCCUCUCUGGGGCAUUGCUACGUGGAACAUUCUUUUCUAUGCUUACGCGCAGCAAGGCAGGGUAUUGGAGGCAGCUCGGAUUUUUCGAACAAUGCCCGAGCACAAUCUCAUGUCAUGGAACGCUAUGCUGGCAGCUUUUGCCCAGUAUGGGCAUCAAAUGCAGGCAAAGUGUUGCUUUGACAAGAUGCCCGAGCGCAACAUUGGUGCUUGGAACUCUAUGAUUCUACUCCAUGGCAAUCUUGGACUGCUAACUUUGGCACACUUGGCCUUCCACAAGAUGCCCGCCUGGGACGUCAUCUCCUGGAACACUUUGUUUCGAGCGAUGUAUCAAAACGGGCACCUGGAUCACGCUACGGAGCUCUUUCUUUGCAUGCCGGAGCGUAGCAUUGUAACGUGGACCUCCAUGAUCGAUGUGCAUGGUCAGGGAGGCUAUCUCGACCGCGCCGUGGAAACUUUUAACUCGAUGCCAUGCCGCGACGUCGUUGCCUGGAACGCACUGAUAGCAGCAAAUGUUCUGAAUGGUCAUUUGCAUGGUGCUGCCGUGGUAUUCACCUCUAUGCCCCUGCAUGAGGCAUUUGGCUGGACGACCAUGUUGGCCACUUACGCAGGUCAAGGAUGCAUGGAAAUAGCACGUGAGAUGUUUGAAUCUCUUUCAAAAAGGAAUGUCGUUUCAUGGAAUGCAAUGAUCCAAGCUUAUGCCCAGAGUGGGCACGGCUUCGAGGCCUUGGAGCUUUACCACGAGAUGCUUCUCUGCGGCGUGAUGCCUGACGAGGCAUCGUUUAAGAGUGUCAUGGUGGCGUGCAGCUACGUCGGGAUGUUGCACGACACUUGCCACGCAUUACUUGUGUCCAUGGCGAGUGAUUUUGACGUUGCUCUAAGCAAAGAUCACUUCAACUGCAUCGCAGACAUGCUAGGGAGGAGCGGGCAGCUAGAUCGAGCCGAGGAGUUUGUCCAUAGCAUGCCAGUGCCACCUCUUGAAAAGGCCACGGCGUGGAGUGCAUUGCUGGGGAACUGCAAGCUCCAGCAGGACGCCGAACGAGCAGCUCGAGUGGCAGAGCACGCUCUGGAGCUCAACCCGGGAGACUCCGCUACCUACAUACUGCUCGCAAAUUUGUUUGCAUCCUCAGGACGUCUCCAAGACGACAUGGUGUAA
This is a messenger RNA of Selaginella moellendorffii, 1248 nucleotides long. RefSeq names its product pentatricopeptide repeat-containing protein At4g02750. Lineage: Eukaryota; Viridiplantae; Streptophyta; Lycopodiopsida; Selaginellales; Selaginellaceae. Gene Ontology annotation, molecular function: protein binding. The transcript has a single exon. The record is from RefSeq and is a predicted model, not a curated record. Bases 1 to 1248 code for a protein of 415 amino acids.